Messenger RNA from Patiria miniata (bat star), 2323 nucleotides. RefSeq lists its product as uncharacterized. The record is from RefSeq and is a predicted model, not a curated record. NCBI's taxonomy places the organism in Eukaryota, Metazoa, Echinodermata, Asteroidea, Valvatida, Asterinidae. The transcript has 13 exons. Gene Ontology annotation, molecular function: calcium ion binding. Bases 1 to 2040 code for a protein of 679 amino acids.
AUGGCAGUGUUCUUCAGCCCAGAUUACAAAAAAGAUGUUGAUGAAUGCACGUUGGGCACUGCUAAUUGCCCACAGGACAGGCAAUGCAAAAAUACCUACAGUAACUACAUGCGUCUUUGUCCAGUCGGCUACAAGUUUGCCUACGUCAAUGGGAAGCUGGAUUGCGUGGAUGAGAACGAAUGUGGCAACAAUCGCUGUGACCCUAACGCCUACUGCGUCAAUGUUGUCGGGGGAUUCCAAUGCAGAUGCAAUGAUGGUUUUCAGGGCGACGGAAACAAAUGCGUUCCAAUUGAUACCACGACUUGCUUGGACAAACCUUGCUUCCAAGAUGUGGAGUGUAGCGACGUACCCAUCAGUGCUGAACGCGAACUACCAGCAGAGGGCGUCACCUCUAUCAAGCAGUAUCAGUGCGGGCCGUGUCCACCGACGUUUGUUGGGGACGAUGAGAACGAAUGUGGCAAUAAUCGCUGUGACCCUAACGCUUACUGCGUCAAUGUUGUCGGGGGAUUCCAAUGCAGAUGCAAUGAUGGCUUUCAGGGCGACGGAAACAAAUGCGUUCCAAUUGAUACCACGACUUGCUUGGACAAACCUUGCUUCCAAGAUGUGGAGUGUACCGACAUGCCCGUCAGUGCUGAACGCGAACUACCAAGAGAGGGCGUCACCUCUAUCAAGCAGUAUCAGUGCGGGCCGUGUCCACCGACGUUUGUUGGGGACGGUGAAACUUGCAAUCCCUCAACCAUUUCUGUCAUGAUUGUCGUCGUCGACAAGGGUGAGGGUGACCUUCCGCUCAGUGAGGUCAGCGUCAAGGCCCAGGUGGAGCGCAGCGACGGACAGACCGUUAUCAUAGCAGAGGCCACAACGGAUCUUAACGGUCUCGCGACGUUGCAGGUCCCCUCCGGCAUCACCCUGCAGCUAGUAGCUACCAAAGACAGAUUUGUGCACAGUAUUAAGUCCUACUUUGUUCAACCAGAAGGAGGGAACGUUGUCCCGAUUCCCAUGAAGAGCUUUGAUGAGUAUGCGGCUUUCCGCUACAAUAAGGACACCUCCAAGUACUUUGAGUUUGGCAACAUCGACGAGGACAAAUCUGGCUUCCGACUGAGUUUACCUGAGGGAGCCCUGAGAGCACGUGACCGCACCUUGGUCGAAGUCAACUACAAAGGAGUAGACGUCUCUAGCCCCGACGCCCUGGCAGCGUUGCCGGACCUUGGCAAAGUCGAAGGAGAGCCAGGUCAGCGCUUGAUCCCUCUAGGGGCUGCGGAGUUGUCCUUACUCGACGAGCAAGGCCGCAGGGUUAACCUGAGGAGGCCUGCCUCCAUGACGUUCCUCCUGAAGGAUUACAUGUACAUGUACAUGGAGCAGCUGGGUGUCGGUGAGACUCUGGCAGCGUACUACUUCGAUGAGGAGCAAGGCAAGUGGAUCAAGGAUGGUACGGGCACGAUCAGGGAUAGCGUAGACGGACCCGCUUGGACCUACGACACCGACCACUUCACUUGGUGGAUCGUUGCCGUCAUGUACACUCCAACUAAAUGCCUGAAGGUCAGGACUUGCUACGAUGCUGGCUGCACGCGACCGGCUGCACAGAUACCCAUCAUAAUUUACGGAGAGAACUUCUUCCUGUACGAAGAAUACACAACUGGGGCGUCGGGCUCCAUCUGCGCCAACGUCUUGAGUGACAGAAUGAGCCAGGUGGGCGUGCUGCAGAACUGCACCGGGGAAUCGCAACUGGUGACAGCCAGUACGGCCCGGGACGCGCAGUGCGGCGACGGAAGCAACGGUUGCGAAGUUGUCACCUUCAUCAUACCCGAAGGUGUGUCUGGAGUGUGCCCCAACCCCGGAGAGCCCCUGAACGGCGUGCGCUCGGGCAACAGCUUUGGCCUUGGCGAUCAAGUCUCAUUCUUCUGCGACCCCGCCUACCGGGUCAAUGGCAACUCGCAGCGCGUGUGCCAGCAGUGCGGCAGGUGGAGCGGGUUCCAACCUUUCUGCACGCUGGCCAACGAGGGCAGCGACAGCUCCUUUGGCAGUGGCGACAGCUCCAUUUAAACAAAAAAGAAAGAGGUCCAAAACCAGACCUUCCCGGUCGUCAUGCAGUGUCGGGGUAAUAGGUAAAUCUCGGUAACGCAGUUGGUGAAGUAUCCGGAACAGACUCAUUCAGCAACCUCCAAUUACAAGUCAUUACUGUGGUGAAACCAUGCUCACUUGCAGGUCGUAUGCGUGCACUCAAUGCUAUGUCAACCGAAAUGGUUACCACAAGGUCAUCUACGAAAACGUGCGAGUGUGGUUCAUCUUGAGUAAUGGCUUGUAAUUCGCAGAAUUUGCCUAUACA